AGAUCGUAUAGGCCUAUAUGUCGCCACGCACACCACUCGGGAAAUGUCGUGUCCCGCGAUUGUGGCAAAAGUACCCACGAUUGCGUACAAAAUCCUAUAAUUUUCCUGGAUACUUGGCCUUGUUGACCCUCCAAUGUGACAGAGACCAUGUCGGGGAUUUCUAGGACUUUCCUGGUCACGCUUUUGUGCUGUGUGCUGGCUUGUUGCGCCGUCAAAGAUGUGAUCACUGGAUACGACCGAGAGAGGGUGGUUUGCCCACUCAAGAGCUUCGUGUGGGGACCGGGACUGGAGGCCAACUUCAACGUGCCUGCUCGCUUCUUCUUCAUUCAAGCUAUGGACUUCGAGAACAACAGUUUUACAUAUUCCCCCGGACCCAAUGCCUUCCAAGUCAGCAUCAAACCUACCAGUGGACGGGGACGGAUCUGGACUCAGGUCCUGGACAGAAACGACGGCUCCUUCAUCGUGCGAUUCCGACUGUUUGAGAGCUACAGGGAGAUGAGAAUUGAGGUGAAGAGUGGCGAACGUCACGUCAAGGGCUCCCCGUUCCUCAUUGCAGAUCCAAUGUACGAUGAGAAGUGUUUUUGCCCGGAGCAAAAUCAAAGCCGGUGGCAGAGUGAUAUGCACUGUGAGUUGGAGCUACACCCACAGAUUAGUCAAGACCUUUCUAUUUUUCCCACUAUCGAUCUGGACCGCCUUGCCACCGAAGCAGUCGACAGGUUUGCCAGACAUCAUAGCCUGUGCCACUACACUAUCAUCAAUAAUAAAGUUUACAGAAAAACACAUGGUCAACAUGUUGGCUUCAAAAUGUUCUCAGAUGCAUUCCUACUAUCUCUGGCUCGGAAGGUGCGACUCCCUGAUGUUGAGUUCUUCAUUAACCUCGGCGACUGGCCGUUAGAGAAGAGAACAGCAGACAACAGCCCACUGCCAAUCCUGUCAUGGUGCGGCUCAGACGAGACCAGGGAUAUCGUCAUGCCGACCUAUGACAUCACUGAGUCAACGUUGGAGACGCUCGGCAGGGUGACCCUAGACAUGAUGUCAGUCCAGGCCAACACGGGACCCAAAUGGAUCAACAAGACCAACAAGGCGUUCUGGCGGGGGCGCGACAGCCGACGGGAGAGACUGAAUCUGGUCAAGCUGUCCCGCGAUGAGCCUGAGCUCAUCGAUGCUGCACUCACCAAUUUCUUCUUCUUCCGCAAUGAGGAGGCGGAGUAUGGACCCAAAGUCAAGCAUAUAUCCUUCUUUGAUUUUUUCAAGUACAAGUACCAGAUCAACAUUGACGGGACCGUGGCAGCCUACCGACUACCAUACCUUCUCAGCGGUGACAGUGCCGUUUUGAAGCACGAAUCCGUCUUCUACGAGCACUUCUACAAGCAGCUGGAGCCCUGGGUUCAUUACAUUCCAUUCAAGAAAGACCUGAGUGACAUUGUGGAUAAGAUCAAGUGGGCCCAGACACAUGACGAAGAGGCUCAGCGGAUAGCCCACAAUGCCCAGCAGUUUGCAAGGGAAAACCUCAUGUCCAACGAUAUCUUCUGUUACUACUUACAACUUCUUCAGGAAUAUGCGAAGAGACAAACUGGACCGCCAGUGAUACGUGAAGGCAUGGAGCUUGUAGAGCAGCCUCAGGACACCACACCAUGCCACUGCAGUAGACUAAGCCCUGCCCAUGAAGAACUCUGAAAACCAGCACUUUUUUAAGCUAGGCAGCCAUUUGCCAGUAAUAUUGUACGAUAAAUAUUUUUAUACAUGUAAAUGCCAGCUGUAUUAAAAUAUAAUCAUUGGUUAGAAUC
Messenger RNA from Patiria miniata (bat star), 1787 nucleotides. It is a transcript of the gene poglut2, whose product is annotated as protein O-glucosyltransferase 2-like. NCBI's taxonomy places the organism in Eukaryota, Metazoa, Echinodermata, Asteroidea, Valvatida, Asterinidae. Bases 148 to 1677 code for a protein of 509 amino acids. The transcript is spliced from 10 exons. Gene Ontology annotation, cellular component: endomembrane system. The record is from RefSeq and is a predicted model, not a curated record. Gene Ontology annotation, molecular function: glucosyltransferase activity; protein binding.